AUGGAGUUUGUUCCAACCUUUCAGACUGCCGGCAAGGACCACGAAGUGUUUGUCAAUCAUGGCGGCGCGUACUGGCUCAACCCAGUACCGCACGGCACGUUCCGCUCACGCAGUGCAUGCACCAUAAUGAAGGCAACGGAAACCAUUGACCCUUUCGGGAACCCCAAACGACCCGAUAGGCCCAUUGUGUUUGGACUGUCCC
Messenger RNA from Trypanosoma cruzi, 202 nucleotides. RefSeq lists its product as uncharacterized. The record is from RefSeq and is a predicted model, not a curated record. The annotation marks the transcript as partial. NCBI's taxonomy places the organism in Eukaryota, Euglenozoa, Kinetoplastea, Trypanosomatida, Trypanosomatidae. The transcript has a single exon.